GCCGUGCCACGGCGAUACUCGUUGGCCCGUGCCUUGCGACCGCCACGCGGAUAUUUGUCGUAACAUGACUCGCCGCACCGGCUGAGGUGUCUCUUCACGUAAAGAAUACACAUUACGUAAGGAACCGUCGCCAACGACGCUCAUAUCCAAAAUAUUUCGAAUCGUUCACACAUAAUCAUUGUAAUAGUAGUUAACGUAAGUCGUCCAUCGACAGCGAUAAUUUUUCGCGCGGUUGAACGCGCGCUCGGGACGGUCAAAAUUUGGCGGUAAAGUUGCGCAGGUCGGGAGUGGUGCGUGAAGCACCCCGGGCUGUCGGGCGGUCAGGAGUACGGGCAAGCGGGCGUGCCGCAGUGUCGGCAAGCGGCGCGAUGCGACCGCGGACCCGCGCACCGCUCUGAACACAUUAUGAGGAGCGUUGAGACCCAGGAUCGGGCGUAGCGCGGGAGCGAGGCGAGAGGCGCAAGGCCGAGGUGCGGGCAUGGCUCGCGAGUAAGGUGGCGGCCGCGGCGCGCGCCACGAACCGGCCGGUAGGCGCCGCGGGUCAGCCGGCCUCUCCGUCACGUCCCCGCUUCAGCGCUCCAGCUCCGACCCAAUGACACAUUGUCGUUGAGCAGCCACCAUUGCACGCAUAGAGUUGGUCGAGAAAUGGGGGCUGACGCCUGUCCUCAGGCCGAGGCAGGAAUGCCCCCGGGCCCCAGAGGAAGGCGGAGACCAAAGGUACGUAUCGCCAGUAGAACGUAUCGUCAACAUCGGUGUAGUAGAGUAGUGCCACAGCCAGGCGUUUACGGAGGCGGCAGCUAGUCAAUAGUCGUAAAGUGGUUUGCGGUGAGGAUGUGUCUCGUUGACGUCACAAUACAUGUGCGGUGGUUGCGCCAGCCGGGCCAGCGAAAUGCGCCAGCCACACGCUGCGCGGGCUGCGUCGUCUGCACGCACGUUGCUGCGCGCCGCAAUGGAAUACUUGGAUAUGUGUUGGUCACUGCCGAAACUGUGCAACCAGGAAGAGGAGCCUGGACGUCCACCCCAGGGCGGGGUGGUGACGUUCGAACCCAUACAACACGACCACGACUUCUGCGAAAGAGUUGUUAUCAACGUAAGUGGCCUGAAGUUUGAGACCCAACUACGUACACUGAACCAAUUCCCGGAAACCCUGCUAGGGGACCCAACACGGAGAAUACGCUAUUUCGAUCCCUUGAGGAACGAAUACUUUUUUGACCGCAAUCGCCCCUCGUUCGACGCCAUCCUGUACUACUACCAAAGCGGCGGCCGCCUGCGGCGCCCUGUUAACGUCCCCUUAGAUGUCUUUUCCGAGGAGAUCAAAUUCUACGAACUCGGAGAACAAGCCACAAAUAAAUUCCGUGAGGAUGAGGGCUUCAUCAAGGAGGAGGAGAAACCCCUUCCCUCCAACGAGCGCCAGCGCAAAAUUUGGCUGCUCUUUGAGUACCCAGAGAGCUCUCAGGCUGCACGCGUCGUGGCUAUCAUCUCCGUAUUUGUCAUUCUCCUGUCCAUCGUGAUUUUCUGCCUGGAGACCCUCCCUGAGUUCAAACACUACAAAGUCUUCAACACCACCACCAACGGCACUAAGAUCGAAGAAGAUGAAGUCCCUGACAUCACUGACCCAUUCUUCUUGAUAGAAACCCUCUGUAUUAUAUGGUUUACGUUUGAGUUGAUAGUACGGUUUCUGGCAUGUCCCAACAAGUUUAAUUUUUUUAGAGAUGUCAUGAACAUUAUAGACAUCAUUGCCAUUAUUCCGUACUUCAUCACCUUAGCGACUGUCGUAGCAGAGGAGGAGGACACCCUAAACUUACCGCGCGCCCCCGUUUCUCCGCAAGACAAGUCGACUAACCAAGCGAUGAGUCUGGCCAUACUACGGGUGAUACGUCUGGUGCGGGUGUUCCGAAUCUUCAAACUAUCUCGACACUCCAAAGGAUUACAGAUUCUGGGUCGUACGUUAAAGGCGUCGAUGAGGGAACUUGGCUUAUUGAUUUUCUUCUUGUUUAUUGGUGUGGUGCUGUUUUCAUCCGCGGUGUACUUCGCUGAGGCGGGAAGUGAGAACAGCUUCUUCAAAUCCAUACCUGAUGCGUUUUGGUGGGCGGUCGUGACAAUGACAACUGUGGGAUACGGAGACAUGACGCCUGUUGGCGUCUGGGGAAAGAUCGUCGGUUCCCUGUGUGCCAUUGCCGGAGUGCUCACCAUCGCAUUACCUGUUCCUGUCAUCGUGUCAAACUUCAAUUACUUCUACCACCGUGAGACCGACCAGGAGGAGAUGCAAUCGCAGAACUUCAACCAUGUCACCAGCUGCCCGUACCUGCCUGGCACUAUGGGCGAGCCUUACCUCAGUGGAAAGGAAGACGACGAGGUUUGCAGUGAUCAAUGACUGUUCAACAGUGUUGUUAUUUAUAUUUAUAAUAUGAGGACCUAAGUAUUCGCAAGAGACGAUAUCCGUGAUAUUACCGCGUAAGCCACAAACGAGUGCAGUUUUUGAUUUUUUUGUGUAAAUAUUUUAGUUUGUAAGCGAU
Messenger RNA from Spodoptera exigua (beet armyworm), 2516 nucleotides. Lineage: Eukaryota; Metazoa; Arthropoda; Insecta; Lepidoptera; Noctuidae. The record is from the annotation of a GenBank genome assembly.